AUGGGGGGCGGGGGUGCAGCUGGACUCCGUUCCCCACGGCCAGGAUCCGCUCCCAGCCUCACCCAGUGCAGCAGGGCCCAGCAGGGCUCUGGGGGCCUGGGGCAGGUGCUGGGAGGCACUAGCAAGUGGGGCCAGGGCGAGCAGCUCCUUGCCCGUGGGCAAUGCCGCUCCGGGGAGGCGGGCUGACGGCUGCGGCGGGGGAGGCGCGGACGGGCUGGGCGCAACACACCCCCCACCUGCCUAUAAAGGCAGCAGCGGCAGCCCCGGCGCUGCUGCUGUGAUCCUGCCAGCACCAUGCACACUGCCCACUGGCUGGGACUGGCCCUGGCCCUGGCCCUGCUGUGCCACCCCGCAGCACCUUGGUACAUGCAGGCAGCUGGACCCAGCUAUUACUCGGUGGGCAGAGCCUCAGGGCUGCUCUCCAGCUUCCGCCGCUCAUCCUACAUCCGCCACUCCGACUCUGACAGCGCUGCUCAGCACAGCCCCCGCGCGCGGCCACGCAGUGCGGUGCUGUGCGUGAUGGAUGUGUCCUCCAAGCUGCAGAGCUGCCAGGCACUGCCCAGCGUGCCGGGCACCCUCCAGUGCAAAGCAGACGUGACUAUGUCCUUGGACCCCACAGCAUGCACGGAUGCAUAAGCCAACACCAGCACGAUCCUACUGGGACUACAGCUCUGACAAUAAAUGCACCCAGACUGGA
Rhea pennata is the source of this 697-nucleotide messenger RNA. RefSeq names its product neuropeptide B (gene NPB). The record is from RefSeq and is a predicted model, not a curated record. Gene Ontology annotation, biological process: feeding behavior; G protein-coupled receptor signaling pathway. Bases 295 to 636 code for a protein of 113 amino acids. The transcript has 2 exons. Gene Ontology annotation, molecular function: G protein-coupled receptor binding. NCBI's taxonomy places the organism in Eukaryota, Metazoa, Chordata, Aves, Rheiformes, Rheidae.